Papaver somniferum (opium poppy) is the source of this 354-nucleotide messenger RNA. RefSeq names its product non-specific lipid-transfer protein 5-like. The record is from RefSeq and is a predicted model, not a curated record. Gene Ontology annotation, cellular component: membrane. The coding region runs from base 1 to 354 and encodes 117 amino acids. Gene Ontology annotation, biological process: lipid transport. Lineage: Eukaryota; Viridiplantae; Streptophyta; Magnoliopsida; Ranunculales; Papaveraceae. Gene Ontology annotation, molecular function: lipid binding. The transcript has 2 exons.
AUGGCAGCAGCGUUCAAGUUGGCAUGUGUGGUUCUUGCUUUUAUGGUUGUGGCUGCACCCUAUGCAGCUGAAGGUACACUUUCAUGUGAUCAGGUGACUGGUACGGUGAGACCAUGCCUUGGCUACUUGUUGGGAGGUGAUCUCUCACCUGAUUGUUGUCCAGGAGUCAUCGAUCUUCAUGACAUGGCUGAAACCACUGCUGAUCGUCAAGCUGCUUGCGUUUGCUUGAAGAAGGCCGCCAUGUUUUUUAUGACUAGAAUCAAAAAGGCUAAUGCUUUCGCACUCCCUGGCAAAUGUGGUGUUACCAUCCCUUACAAGUUCACCCCUGACUUUGAUUGUACCAAGGUAAAGUAA